GUAUCAUUGGAACAGAAGACCUAGCUGCAGAUGUGUCUACAAGCAGUGGGGUGAGAUUUUACCCCUGGACAAUAGACAAUAAAUAUUAUUCUGCUGAUAUUCACCUGUGUGUGGUGCCAAACAAAUAUCUUGUUACAGCAGAAAUUGCUGAAUCCGUCCAGGCGUUUGUGGUUUACUUCGACAGCACAACAAAGUCUGGUCUUGACAGCGUCUCUACAUGGCUUCCUCUGGCAGAAGAAUGGUUACCAGAGGUUAUGAUCUUAGUGUGUGACAGAGUAUCUGAAAAUGGUGUGACCCGACAGAAAGCUCAAGAGUGGUGCAUCCAACACAGUUUUGAACUGGUGGAACUGAGGCCAGAGGAUCUUCCAGAUGAAGACGAUGACUUUCCAGAGACCACGGGGGUGAGCCGCAUCGUACAAGCCUUGAAUGCCAAUGUCUGGUCCAAUGUCGUCAUGAAGAGUGACAGGAGUCAAGGCUUUGGCCUACUCAGCACGCUAGCAGGCGCAAACUGCAGCAUUGAGACGGAAGAGAACCAAGAUACAAAACCUCAUCCACCAGCCGUGGAGAGAGCAGAAUCUCACAUAGACAGCAGAGAUGAUGCAGCUAGCCCAAACAACUUACAGAUUGACAGCAUUGUAGAUCCCUUGUUAGAUAUGGAUAUUCAAGAGCUAGCCAGUCUUACCACAGGAGAAGGAGAUUUGGAGAAUUUUGAAAGACUGUUCUCAAAGCUGAAAGAAAUGAAAGACAAAGCAGCAACAUUGCCCCACGAACAGAGAAAACUACAUGCCGAGAAGGUGGCCAAAGCAUUCUGGAUGGCUAUCGGAGGAGACAGAGAUGAGAUUGAAGGCCUCUCCUCAGAUGAAGAAAACUAAGUUCUCUGUAGCUGUCUGUAGAUGACCUGCUGUGAUAUUCCAAAAGUAAUGGUGGUCAUUUCUUACAAUCCACAAACUCACAUUUUGCUGAAGCUGCCAUUGGACUUUGUUUGCUUAGAAAAUUUAAGUGAUUCUCCUUGUUGUGGAGAGUAGCACAUUCCAUAGCACCUGAAAGUGCAUUAGAUUGUGUUGGUUCUCCUGCCUAUAUUCUCUCUCUCUCUUCUCUCUGUCAGGCUAUACUCGUAAGGCAGCGUGCACCGUCUCUAUCCUUUGUAGCGAACCAGUUUAUUUUUUUUCCAAAUAACCAUUUUUAUGGAGCCCUUUGCUUUUAAAAAAAUUCACCCUUGGUUGCCUUUUUUUCAAGGGGUUGUCCAAUCAGUACUUGAAUCUAAACUCAAGAUUUCAGCCCUGGAUUGGUCUAAAGCUUUUGCGUAGCUUUAGAGCUAAUUUACUGGGUUAAAGGAACCAGACUCAUUUCAGCCAUGGACAGAACCCUGCUGAAUAGCACUCCAUUGUGAGAUGGUGGGACAGGCUGCAAGAUGAAGCCUGUUUGCUGAUUGCUAUCAAUAUUAAAAGUGACCUGGGGACAGGCACAGGCCUAGUACCGGUGAAUUUUAUCUUAAAUUCCUAGUAAAAGCCAUCACUCGGCAACACUAAAUUGUCACAUGACAAUGCCUCACCGCCUUAGUCACUGGUAUUUAUUAGAGCCAGCAGCAAGUGGGUGGAGUAUUGUUUUGUAGUGGCAUCAACUGCAGGAAAAAGUACAGUAGAUGAACAAUGUGUGCACUUAGCGUAGUGUUCCACUGCUGCUGCUUGUAGAUGCUUAGUCUUCAGAGUGUGUGUCUCUUCUGCCUUCUGUUGUCCAGGUAGCAGAAGACUGAGACUGUAUUUAGAGUCUGAGUACACAAGGCACCGUUGAAUAAUCACUAUGAAGACAAGAAAUCCGAAAGGAAGAAGAUGGGUGACAAGGAAAAAAGCCAGUUGCCAGUUUAGUCUGCUUUUCUCAUCAAGCCACUGCCCCUCAGAGAGCACUAAGGAUUCCGUGAAAGGAAGUGGGACCUACCUUAAACAGUGGCCCAUAAAUUCCAUGAUAACUUCAGCAGAAGAGAAAAGCCACUUUAGAUGAUGCAACCAGCAGGCUUGCCAUUAUUCAGGGCAAGAACCAUGGCUGUGCCUCUGGCUUAUCACGUGCAACAACUCGUAGAUGCCAAGUGUACACCCUUCUCUGCCUGAAAAUAGCCAGUGUCAAGAUAAUCUUUUUUUUUUUUUUAAA
Molecule: messenger RNA, 2145 nt
Organism: Pelodiscus sinensis (Chinese soft-shelled turtle)
Lineage: Eukaryota; Metazoa; Chordata; Testudines; Trionychidae
Source: RefSeq, a predicted model, not a curated record